Molecule: messenger RNA, 379 nt
Organism: Drosophila elegans
Lineage: Eukaryota; Metazoa; Arthropoda; Insecta; Diptera; Drosophilidae
Exons: 2
Coding region: 106-345 (79 amino acids)
Source: RefSeq, a predicted model, not a curated record
GUGUGGCCCUUAGUCCAAACUCUUGCUCUUCACAGCUCGGGAAAUUGCACCUUCGCCAAAAAUGAACUUCUGAAGUUCGUCUGCAAGGGUACUGUCACACAGGACAUGUACUCCCUGUUUCACGACAACCGGGCUCCCCCCGACACGACCUUCAGUGUGUGGGAGGGCGAGGAGAAGGAGGGCGGCGACGCGAUUCUCCUGAUCUCGUUCUACACCAUACAGUUGGCGAACUACGAGUCCAUCUCGCUGCAAGGAUCAGUGGGAGACUGGAAUAAGCACUUCUUCCUGUAUGCGCUAUCCGAAAGAGCUGAAACGGCACUGCCUUGGCUACGGCAUCGCCACUGAUGGAGGUGAUGUGUCCAAUAAGCCGAUCCUCCAC